AUGGACGGUACUGUAGUANGUGCACGCUUCGGUGUGAGACCGGAGAUCGGUGGUACUCCCGCUACUGGCUAUGGGGAUAUUGCAUCGUCGUCAGACCGCGGCGGCGAAGACGAUGACAUGAUGAUUGACGACGGCGGUGAUUUUGGCGGAGAUGAUGCGGAUGGUAACAGCGGCGGGAUUGAUGUAGAAGUCGACGCUGGUGGAAGUGUUGGUGAAAGCCGCAUUGGCGCAGGAUCUGGCCUGGCGGGGGGCGACGACGAGGGUUUCGGCCAGGGAGGACCUGCCCACCAUCACGAGGAUGACAUGUCCUCCGCCGGCGACGGCUCACCAUCCCUGGAGGGUGUCGAGGUUGAGGGAAACGACCCUGGUUACGAGAGCUCUGAGUCUUGGGCCGGCGCACGAGAGGAUGUCGGGGCGGGGGUUGAUACCGAGGAUGACGAAGACAGGGGCUCAUUGGGCGACGAGCGCAGCGACGACGACGAUGAUGACGGAGCGGGACGUGGUGGAAAGGACCAUGCCGGCGUAGGACACAGCAUGGAUACCGCCGACCCCCAUAAACAGGCGAGUAUUUCGGAGCGUUCUUCUGGUGGCGGAUCGUCCUCGGGAGUUGAACACGGCCAGCCACCGCCUCGGGAUGACCCGAGAUGGAUGUCCAACAUUGCCGGCACCGUCGGUAACCGCCUUAACGCUACUGUGAUGGAAGGUGGGCAUACCAAAACCAAGCUACGCCAGUUAGGCACACGGACUCAGGAGUGGCGCCCGUUCAAAUCUCUGACAGAAAUUUUGCUGUUCGUGUUCGGCGUCAAGCAUCAACUAUCGGGGACGGGAAUGACGGAUUUGUUCGACAUCUUGACGUUCGUCGAUGGGCAGCCGGGCGACGGGGCCGGGGAGGGGAGAGGGUUCGACACCGCUGACGUCCCCGAGAACGGCCAAAAGUUCGUUUCUCGGAUGCGCGAGUUCCUCCCUCUCUUUGAAGUGUGGGUGCGCGAUGUCGUGGCCAAACCCGCCAAGAAAAAGAGUGGUGCUCGAACCACAGCGAAGGUGUAUGACAUCCCCAUUACACAGGUCCUCGAUCUCAUGCUGAAGUCGAGAUCUCACAUGGAGGAGAUAUUUGCCAACCCUGGCGGCGCGGUGGUGGGAAAAGAAGAGGGACAGAAGCUUGGGUUAGCAGGCGAGCAUCUUUUUCCACUCCCGACAUGUCCUGCCCGUAACGCUAGGCGCAACAACAUGCACGGCACCUUGGUGCAACGCAUGCCACAGCACAACUUCGAUGGUUUCCUCGCUCAGGCUCGCACAAAGGUGUACGAAGGAGAUGUCGUCAUGUGUGACUUGCGAGAUGAAGGCUCGCCGGACCCGCUUCAGACGCCCUGCCGAAUAACAGCGACGUUCUUCGUUGAAAAGAGUAGGCGACUGGUGGUCACCGUGCGACUUUUCCGGGAUGCUCAUGAAGUGCUCGGAGUGGCCCACGACGACCCUGCUUUUGUGCAGGAUGGGGUGGUUCGAGUUUGGGAACAGGUGGGAGAUGCAUCUGAGACCGAUCUUCGCGACAUCACGCAGGUGCUUGACCGGGUAGAAGUUUUCACCCGAGCGGAGUUGCGGGAUGGUGCACACCUUCGCCCGUGGAUAGGGGCGGGUACACGGCGGGAGGGAUGGACGUUUGCGGGAGAGGGCUUUGUCACGCGUCGUGGACACCGCUUCGUGAGAAGACGGGAUCCAUUCAAGGAGGGCGGAUGCGUCGAGCGGGCAGCGAAGAAGAGAAUUACGCAGACAUGA
Ectocarpus sp. CCAP 1310/34 is the source of this 1773-nucleotide messenger RNA. The record is from the annotation of a GenBank genome assembly. Lineage: Eukaryota; Phaeophyceae; Ectocarpales; Ectocarpaceae.